Messenger RNA from Gloeophyllum trabeum ATCC 11539, 695 nucleotides. RefSeq lists its product as uncharacterized. Bases 193 to 522 code for a protein of 109 amino acids. The transcript has a single exon. The record is from RefSeq and is a predicted model, not a curated record. Lineage: Eukaryota; Fungi; Basidiomycota; Agaricomycetes; Gloeophyllales; Gloeophyllaceae.
CACGGAAGCGGCUUCCACUUUAGCUCCGCGGUAGGGAGCGCAACCAGUUCACGCGCACCUUCUCCCCCUCCCACAUGGCCCGCUUCAUCAGCCAGUUCAAGUCAUUCUCAUGUCCACCAUGCCCCUAACUCCGGGCACCAUGCGCCGCACAAUCCCCACCACCUCGCCCACUCUGUCAGGCUCGCUUUUGGGAUGACCCCCAUACACGCUACGACAGCGAGGAGCCAUAUAUCAACUCCCUACCACCCCAAUCCGUCGAUGUCGUCGAAUUCAUCGAGCUACUUCGCUAGCGUGCCGGCGAGCAGAUCAGGAAGUCCGCCCAUUACCUUGCCCCCGCUGAAGAUGAAGUCCCGACCAGGGUCGCCCCACCCGCAGUCGCCAUCACCCAUCGAUGAGGACAGUGAGAAAGACGAGGAAAAGACGCAGAAGGAGAAGGUUGAGUUGCCGCAUUUCAGUGAGUUUGAGGCUGCCACUGGCGCGGGCGAGGCGCGACAGCGGGCGUAUGGCUUCCCUGGUCGGUAACUCGUGAUGGUUGGAUGUGCUCCUAGUUGUGAACCCCAGGACACUGCUUGUAUUUGUCUCGGUUGAUUUAUUCGCUGCACGACUUAAUGCCCUCUAUAUCCCGUUGCCCCGUUGCGCUUCGCUUUGCCAGUGAAGCUCCAUCCAGUUAUUUAUUUUCAUUCAUACGGCCAUAG